Messenger RNA from Epinephelus lanceolatus (giant grouper), 13826 nucleotides. Its product is annotated as mitogen-activated protein kinase kinase kinase 11. Gene Ontology annotation, cellular component: centrosome. Gene Ontology annotation, molecular function: JUN kinase kinase kinase activity; ATP binding; protein binding. NCBI's taxonomy places the organism in Eukaryota, Metazoa, Chordata, Actinopteri, Perciformes, Serranidae. Gene Ontology annotation, biological process: positive regulation of apoptotic process; protein phosphorylation; microtubule-based process. The record is from RefSeq and is a predicted model, not a curated record.
UCGAGGUCCUGGCGAGUGAACACUGACCGAGGAAGAGGAGUAUGAUAAUCAGUAAUGAUGGAGUUAUGUCGCUGUUUGGAUACCGACGGUAACAGCGAGAGAACGGAGCUGGACCAGGCCACGCGCUCAACUCCAUUUAGGAACUAACGGGAUUUGUGUACACUGCAUGUUCUCUGUGGAAAGUAAAGUCAAGCAGCUUUGGAUAGCUCUUCCUGUUACAAAGUCGGCGGUUCCUUAGUUUUUGUGUUGUUAUAAAGCCCAGCUCGCAGUGUGCUUCUCAUAACAACGUAAGUAUGGAUCCCCUGGCUCACUGGGAUGCGGGAUUUCCUGCGGGAGCGCCGCAAAGUUGCGGUGAGACGCGGUUACUGGAGAUUUAGGCUUAAAAAAAGUCGGACUGGUUAGCCCUGAAACUUGUCGUAAAACACUGGUUGGCUGGACUGAAUGCUCCUUUCCUGCUAUUCUUCUCCGCUUCGCAGCGCUUCCUGCUUGUGGUGGCCACUGCACUUAAUGGCUAAAAAUACAUAAAAACUCAAAAUGGACAGCUAAUGUUGUGGGAACUGAAUUUGGAACACUUGUGAGUAUUUUUUUUUUUUACAAGCUUUGGAUCAUUUUAUUUUUGUCCUUACAACUUUUAUUUUCUCCCCAACCAGAACUCAACAGGUGGCAAUUUUGAAUGAGGGAAGAGAAGAGCUUAUUUAGCCAUAAUGAGGUGAUUCAAGAGGCUCUUAAAUACAGGCCGGUGAAAUGAUAAUGUGCUCAAACCAUGUUGAGAAACCACACAGCACAUCCCUUGAACCGUGAACUGAGACAGUGCUGCCUUUCUGAGCUUUGAAACACUCAGCCAUUAUCAAACAGAAGCAAUCUCUCAUCUGUAUUCUGUAUUUUCAAGUGGACGGCUUUGCAUGUAAUGUCAAGACGAAUGAAAGACACUUACCGUUCAGUUAUCUUUGAAUCCUCUCGUGAAGCCCACUUGUUGGUCGAGCUUUUGAACACAUUUCACUGGUCCCUGAUGAACCAACAAGAAAGACAGGAAAGGGAGCGAGGCGCAAUAAAGUACUCCUUUGUACUUUAUUUUCAAACCCUUGGGGUGCAAAAUCAGAUCCAGUCUAAACAUCUGCGUGAGGCUCCAUGGAGCCACUGAAGAACAUAUUCAGUCGUGGCCCGCUGUCCAACUGGAAAAAUUUGGAACAAUCACAAAAAGGGAACUUCACCAACCCUGUGUGGACCGCCUUGUUUGACUAUGAGGCGUCCUGUAAAGAUGAGCUCACCUUGCGUAAAGGUGACCUGGUGGAAGUCCUGUCUCUGGACUCUGAGAUAUCAGGGGAUGAGGGCUGGUGGGCCGGUAAGGUCAACAACAAGGUGGGCAUCUUCCCAUCCAACUAUGGCUCCUUUAAGCCAAGUGGAUACGGGAAGCUUCCAGGCACUGCAGUGGUCGGCGAGCUCGGCCCGGCUGUGAGCGAGUUUGAACCCGACGUGCUGGAUUUCCGGGAGCUGAGCCUGGAGGAGGUCAUCGGGGUCGGGGGCUUUGGAAAAGUGUAUCGCGGUACAUGGAGAGGCCGGCUGGUGGCUGUGAAGGCUGCCCGCCAAGACCCGGAUGAGGAUAUCAGUGUGACGGCUCAGAACGUCAGGCAGGAGGCACGUUUGUUCGCCAUGCUCAACCACCCCAACAUCAUUGCCUUGAAAGGCGUCUGCCUGCAGGAACCCAACCUGUGCCUCAUCAUGGAGUACGCCUCAGGUGGGGCCCUGAGCCGGGCGCUGGCGGGACGUCGAAUCCCGCCACAUGUCCUGGUCAACUGGGCCGUGCAGAUAGCCAAAGGGAUGUUGUACCUGCACAGCGAGGCCAUUGUCCCCGUCAUCCAUCGGGAUCUCAAGUCGAACAACAUCCUUCUGGCUCAGCCCAUAGAGAAUGAAUGUAUGGAGGGUUUGACGUUGAAGAUCACAGACUUCGGCCUAGCCAGGGAGUGGCACAAGACCACCAAGAUGAGCACGGCUGGCACCUAUGCCUGGAUGGCCCCUGAGGUCAUCAAGUCCUCCACCUUCUCCAAGGGCAGCGACGUCUGGAGCUAUGGUGUUCUGCUGUGGGAGCUGCUAACAGGAGAGGCACCCUACAAAGGGAUUGAUGGACUUGCAGUCGCCUACGGAGUCGCUGUGAACAAGCUCACCUUGCCCAUCCCCUCCACGUGCCCCGAGCCCUUCGCUCAGCUCAUGUCAGAGUGCUGGGACCAGGACCCCCACCGUCGACCCAAUUUCAGCUCCAUCCUGGCCCAGCUGACGGCCUUGGAGCAGCAGGUGAAGGAAGAGAUGCCGCAGGACUCCUUCCACUCCCUGCAGGAGAACUGGAAAGUGGAGAUCCAAGACAUGUUCGAUGAACUGCGGGCUAAAGAGAAAGAGCUGCGAUGCCGUGAGGAGGAGCUGAAGCGAGCGGCCCUGGAACAGAAGUCCCACGAAGAGUUCCUACGGCAACGCGAGCAGCAACUGGCUCAGUGGGAGCAGGACGUGUUUGAGCGCGAGCUCAGCCUCCUCAUCCUCCACCUGAACCAGAACCAGGAGAAACCCAACGUCAAGAAGAGGAAGGGCACCUUCAAGAAGCACAAGCUCAAGUGCAAGAACGGCGAGAAAAUCAGCAUGCCUCAAGAUUUCAUCCAUAAGAUUACGGUGCAGGCAUCCCCGGGCCUGGAGAAGAGGCGGAACUCUCCUGAUUUGGGGUCAGGCUCCUCGCCCUCCUUUGGCCCACGUUUCCGUGCAAUCCAACUCAGUCCCAGUGACAACAGCAGGGCAUUUGGUCUGAGCUCGGUCUGGCCCCUAGAGGCCCCCUCUCAUAAACAAGCCAAUGGAGACCUGAGGCUGGGCCCCCACUGGAGGCCCCAGAGCCCGAAAAGUCCCAAAAGCCCAAAAGUCCUGCGUCUGAGUCCCCAGGAAAGCAGUCUGUCGAUGAGGGCCAAGCUCCUGGAGUCGGACAGCAAUGAGAAGGGGGAAUCCAAGGAUGACUUUGAGGAGUACAGACCCUCCACGCCUACCCCUCCCAUUCCCCCUGCUCAGAACGGCUCCUCAGUGAAGGACAGCCUGCGGCUUCCUCUACCUCAGCGAGACUCGGUCAGCGAGGAAGGGGGUUCCUCCCCAGCUGGCUCCCCCAGGCCUGAGAGGGGUUCCCACGGUGGCCUUAUUAAGAGCACCCACCGGGCCCUGCUGGGCAGCGGCUCCCUCCUGGCCUCCGUAGGACUAGGUCGCUGCCUGGAUAUUCCCCCAAGGGUGCCCCCUCGAACUAACCUCCCUUCCCUGGAGAGCCGCACCCCCUCUGAACCAGAGAUCUCAUCCCCUAUGCCCCUCAUUUCAGACCCCCCGGUGGUGGACGAUCUCAUCACCUUCUCCACCUCUGAGACGCUCCCCAGACCGCUCUUGGAUUUACCUCUGCAGUACCAAGAACUGAAGCCCUUACCCCUGACGCCACCUCCGCCGAAUCCUCGUGAGAGGGGCGGCCACCGGACGCCGCAGAUACCGCAAAGUCCGCAGAGCCCCAGGACUCCUCUGCAGCACGGCAGGGCCAGCCCAGGGGAAUGGACCCCAAGUUCCUAUUCGACUAACGGGGAGCUUGGCUGUGAGGCCUGGGAGCACAAAGCUGACAGGAGGAGGAGGUCCAGCCAAGGCCUGCACACCUCUCAGCUGGUAUUGGACCUGCCCUUAUGCCAAGACACACAAGACGCCGAUGACAAACCCUCUGUGUCCUUAUCGCUUCACCCCAACCCCGCCCUCUGGAGCCCCAAAACCCGUCGCCUGGAAGUCAAUGUCAUCCCCCGGCCCCGCCCGUCCCCCAUCCGCCCCCGCAUCGACCCCUGGAGCUUCAUCUCGGCUGGUGGUGGGAACUCAGGUGGUGGCCGCAGCCCACACCGUGUGGACAGCAGCCCUCUGGGCUACCAACCCUCCCCUACCAACCCUUUCACCAACUGUGACCCCUUCCCAUCGCCAGACUGUGACCCGUUCACCCUCAAGGCUGACCCCUCAAGCGGCUCGGACACAGCUUCCCCCUUCGACCCCUUCUCGGCUCCCUUUCCCACCUCCCGUUCUGCCCCGUGCUCCACUAAUGGCUCACCCACACUGCCCUCAUUCCGUAUAGCGCCCAUCAACCUGGCCGACUCGCCACUCAUUGACCUUGGCUGGGCAGCCUGCAGCAAGCCCAUAGAUGGCGCCAAAGAGAGAGCUCAUCCCCGCAAGACACUGGGGCUCAAGCCCUUCAAGUCCCCAACGCAACUCAGAGACGAUAGGUUCUAAACCUGUGCCUGUGGCAAGGCAACACAGUCCUUUCCACUACUUUAUCCUAGCGAGGAUUUGGAAUCUUGUAAAAACAAAACAAAACAACAACAAAAAAAAAACGCACACCCAUCACUACCCACUGAGGUAGGUUUCCCCCAUGGGAGCUCCAAUCAUUGCAGGUCCUAUUUAUACACCAGCCUGCUGCUUUGGAAUCCUGAAAGCCAGUGAAAGGUGGUACAUUGGAUUGUGGGAUAGCUGCCUUUGAACCAAUAGCUGGUGCCCAUUUCAUUCUUCCUCUUUAUCUCGGUUUCUCUUUCCCUUUGAAGGAGCAGAACACAGAUCACUAGUCCCAUCUUCAGAUUCUAUCAGACUGCUCAUAUCACCUGCUUUCAUCUCCCCCCUACCUUUGAAGCAUUGUGACAAUGCAGAGGUGGAUAAGGCGACUUGCACAGCUUCAUCUGCCUCUACCUCUCUGCAGACUGAAAGCAUUCAGGACAAUGGAAAAAUUGGAGUGCCUUAUUUUGUGAAGUGUUUUUAGUAUAUAUCUUUUCAAGAUUUCUUGAAUGGUUAAUCUGGUGCAUAGGGAAGAUGCUAUGAAUUUGGCUUAAAUUUGCAAAUCAGCUUAGUGUUGCCGUGGAAGAAAAUGUCAUGUGCGUGCGUGCGUGUGUGCAUGUAUGUCUAGACUCAUUGUUCAAGGAAAGCUUACUGUUUUUGUUUUUUUAUUUUAAACAGCAGCUGCCUGUUGCAUUAUGGGAGAAAGCACUCAGAGUGGAUAUUCCAGGCCACUCAUGAAAUCCAAGACAAAUCCAUGACCCAGACAUUCCACUUGGAAGCAGAUAAAAUUCCAGUCACAUUCCCCUUGAAAUGCCAGGGAUUGGACAGAUUCAUUGGGCUGGCAGGCGACACAGUGCCGGAAACAGGACGGGGGAGCCCUCUGCAUUCCCCUCAUAUGCCAAAGAAUGCCACUGUGACAGAGUAAGGGCUGGGACAAAGAGUGUUUGCAAAUACAUUGUUUUUACCUCCAUGGAGUGCCAGACGGGUGGAGGCUGCCGCACUGGACAGCACAGAGAAAGUUGAGACAAUCACAGAUAGUAUUUAAACACAACUUAAAUAUACUUUUCUGUGGUUAUCUGAUUAAAUAUCACCCUUGCCGUCUUAUCACUACCCGUCUGAUGCUGUAGGAAGGUUCAACCAAAUACUUUGAAGUAUUUGCAAAUACUAUAAUACGUCUGUAUGGAAGCUUCAUUGAAUAAUUUAUUUAUUUGUACAGUCAACCAGAGUAGUAGUAGCCUCACAAGCCAGCCUGCAGUUUGGCAGACAUGAUUGACACUUCUCUCCUUGACCGGAUUGGAUGAGCAUUGCAUAGCUGUUAUUAGUCUCAUCUUCCAAUGUUUGAAUCAGGAAAAGUGUUGUGGUUGUUGCGGGAAUGUUAAAUCUACCUGUAAUGAUCCACAAAAUUUAGUUUCUGAGAGAAGGAAUGAAAAAAAAAAAAUCCAAGAGAAUAGUUUGACAUUUUGGGUAACCCACUUAUUUGCUUACUUGAGUGAGAGUGAUAUGAAAAGAUUAAUGCUACGGUUAUAUCGUACCUUUCAAUAUGAAGCUGGAGCCAGCAGACGAUAAGCUUAGCUUAGCAUAAAAGCAGGGGUAAAAAGCUAGCUAGUUCUGUCCAAAGUUAACAAAAUCUGUCUUCCAGCUUUGUGAAAUUCCCUCAUUAAUAAAUCACAUCUUGUUUUUUUAAUAGCAUUGACUUCCUAGAGUUUUGUUUUGCCAGGAGGUUGCCAGGCAAUCAGUGAAGACUCCAUGAAAAGAAAACGAGGUGCUGAUCAAUGGAUUUUAUUGCCUUUGGACAGAGCCAGGCCAGCUGUUUCCCCCUGUUUCAUCUCUUAAUGCCAAGCUAAGAGAACUGUUCUCAACCUUUUUAUGGUUAAAGACCUCUAAAUCGAUACGCAUUAGGUCACGCACCCCCAUUUGAUAAGAUUUAGCUUCAGGGACCAGGGGGCCAGGGACCAUCUAAACAUUGGUGAUGGGAAACAUGGGUCAAAACAUUUAGUGGUGAGAUGUAGGCUGGCUUUGUGAGACUAGAGAAGCAGGGCUCCUAACUCUUGUCCUUCCCAUUUUUUUUGUUAAAGGUCCAGUGUGUAGGAUUUAGGGGGAUAUAUUGACAGGAAUGGUAUAAAAUAUUCCUAAUUAUGUUUUUAGUCACCUAAAAACAAAAAUUGUUGUGUGUUCAUUACCUUAUAAUGAGCCAUUUAUGUCUGCAUUUGGACCAUUUGUGUUUUUGUGUUUUUUGCGUCAGCCUCCUGUAGUUUCAGAGUGCAAUCUACAACCUUAGAUGCCACUAAAUCCUACACACCACACCUUUAAAAAUCCAUCCUAAACCAUUUUAACACUGCUAAAUAGAUCUGGUAGGAUCCUAUGAAUCACUGUGAUAUCAUUUUUAGAUAUUUCCACAACAGAUACAGUUUAGAAGCUCAAUUUUAAACAAUAGUAUAGGAAGAAAUUCAUUGUAGAAAUAUCAAUUUUUCCACCGGCAGCAGUCUCAAGAGACCGGAAUGCACUGGAGCAACAGCUUGCCCUUUUACUCUUGGUUCACAAUCAUUAUCAUCGCUGAUCGUUAUACGUACUAAGUGUUCAGGCACUUUCUUGUGAGGCGGAUUGAGGGAAAGUAGCUGCAGCAACAAAUACUUCAUCAGAAAGUAACCCCUGGAAUGGGUUGUGUCCAAGGGUGUGUUUUUUUUAAAUGGCAGUCACCUGGUGUAUUGACAUAAUCUGUGGAGGUCCAAGCAUGUAAGCAACUGACAGAGACCCACUUACGAAUGGCGCAAAUUCGUCACCCAUGUCUUUGCUGGAGCAUUACGAGGUACAAAUACUAAUGAUUGGCUCCAUCAGUGACACCGUGUCAUUGGAGGAUAAUAACGGCUUUGUUCUGAUGAAGAGUGAAAACCUUGUCUCCAAAGGGGAAAGCUUUGUGAUUAGCCUAAUAAUCCGUCUGACGAACAGAAGAGGCUGAUAGUGAUAAUUAGCCUCUUGAUAAGAGUAGAGAGCAUUAACAAAGCGUUCAGAUAUUUGGUUAAUUAAUUUCCCCCGACGUUACGAAAAUGCCCCGCGUCCUCCUCGCAAGGUAUAUUGAGUCGCCUUGUGCAUCAGCUUACGUCUCGAUUUAAGCUGUGCCCUUUUUUUAUGCAUAAAGUUUCAAAGGCGGGUUGAGCUAUCUUUCCUCCCUUUUCUCUCCUUUAUUACUCUGUUGCCACUGGCUGUUCAGCUGCUGACCGGAUGAAAUCUUCACCGCUGAGGCUCACCUUUUUCUACGUCCUCCGCCUUCAGGUGAUGUGGGAGAUUUUCUUUCUCUCUCCUCUCACUCCUACUCCUUUGCUUCCUUCUUCUCUGGAAAGUUUUCUUGGGGGCAGUUUUGUCCUGACACUGCAGAGCAUUCAGUUCAGUAACAGCCAGGUUUCUAUCCAGUAAAAAAAAGAAAUAGCAUUUGUCAUAGGACAGAGUCCAUUAACAGAGGAGUGCUCAUUUUACACAGGCAAUUGGAUUUGUUUGAACUUGAAACAGGAGCUUUAUUGAAUAUUUCUAUUGCGCUUUAAUGUGUCUGUUCAUCAUCUACUGGACAUCCAAGAAAUACUCAACAGUAACAAAGAGACACAGUGCUUGUAAAGGUCUUAGUAUGCUUCAGACAAACUUGAUAGACAUCUAAAGGCAGACAUUUGCAUGUACCUGGAGGCUUAAAAACCACAUAAGGGGGCAGGUCAGGUCUGACUCUUCCCUAGCUGGAAUAUCUUUCUUGAGAACAUCCAAUCUGAACAACAGAAACAGAGCUAAACAUUGCAAGACUUUAUCUCUGGUUCAAUUAAACAACUCACCUGUCAUCACAUAGACAUGAGCACUUUAGAGCAUCCUUCCUGGUGUGCAAAAGUUGGAGGUUUGAUCCAGAAUUUGCCUCUCUCAGCAGUGUUCCCUACCUUGCCUUGCUCGCCUGUCCUCGCCACAAACGUUUUACAGACGUGACAAGUGAUGAGUUAUUGCCUCGUGUCAACACACAAAGCCACGAGAGCUAUCCUGUGAUAGUCAUUAGGCUGGGAUGGCUGUUAUUGUCAACAGAGCUCUGCGAGGAGAAAUGAUACAUGAAGGAAAUUGAGAUGAUUGAAACGUCUGGCAGAUUAUUUCUGUCACAAUUUCUGUGUGUGUGUCAAGUAUCCACUUCAGCCUGCCACUCAUGUCUUGUCUGUAUGUUCACUCAGCGCCAGACUUUAAUUUUCCCUCAGACCUGAUGUUGAAAAGUGUUGCCUGCCGUUCUCCAUCUAGCUUGCACACGUUGAGUAAUUGACUUUAUGAAAUAUGACUUGCAAUAACAGGAGUAGGCUUUUCACAUAUGAUUAAGUUGUUGCCCAUAGUCAGAGUGGGUUUCCUCCUGGAAGUGGUUCCUUUGAAGUGGGUAAAAACUUUCCUGCUGCAAAAUGAAAUGUACAUAGAAAUACAUUAGAAUACUUAAAAUGUAUGCUUAUUUUACCAUAAACAAAAUACUUUCACCUCAGCUCUUAAUCUGACAAAACUCUAGUUUGGUAGCUGAUGGAUUGAGUAGGACACAUUCUUAAGAAGUCUUUUGUGGUCAGGGACGUCCGAUUUUUGGUUUUGGCUGUCAGAUGUAGGAACCGUAGCUGCCACUCCUCUUCCCGAGCUGACAGCCGGCACUCCAAUAAGAAAGCGCUGAUGAGUUGCUUGUGACGCUCUGCUCUUCCAGGCAUCGCCCCAUCCGUCACUGCAAAUCAGCGUCCCGAGUACAAACUGACAGGGAGAAUGGAAGCGAAUUCUCUGCAGGAGAGAACGAUAUCUGGCCACCGGUGAUCCACUUUCAGCCCUCACAGUGGCCGGAGGCAGACAUGAUUUGAUGAUCUUAAUUCGAAGUUCAAGCUCAGACCAUUGCGCCUAAUCAGUGAAUGGCAAAUGGUCAAUACAUUACAUGAAUAAAAGCUAAUGAGAUGGCACAAUGGAGGAACCCAAAGGCCCUGACCCUCAUCACACCAAGAGGCUACUUGUGAUCAGAGGUUGUGUUAUAGAAUUUCAGAGAUGAAAAAUCAGAGCCAUUAUCUAGAGGGGAAAAAGACAUGUUGCAAGCUACCUAUUUGCAUUGCCUAAUGCAACCAUCCAUCAGGGUCAUAGUCACAUUUAAAGCUUAAUUUGGCUCUGUGAAAACUGGAUAUGUUUACAUGCAUACUUAUUACAUUAUGUACCCUUAUUAAGCAGCUGAUUCAAAUUGAAUGCCACUGACUAUUUUAAAUGCUAAAAAGUAAACUACGCUCAUUUUCAAAAUUCAUACAUGUUAUACCUGUGGUCUAAGACAGUCCAAAAUUUUAGUAAUCAUGAACAACUUUCUUCCAAAUCCAAAAACUCAAAUUUGUGAUGUCAUUAUGUGUUAAGUCUGGAAAGAUGUUUUAGAUGACACUGAGAGCACCCAGGGAAAUGUUUUGAGAAUAUGGGUACAUUCUCUAAUUCAGAACUGAGAACCCUGCAGUAAAAUAAAGCUUGCGUAUAGAAAGGACAACAUUCUGAGGGUCCACAAAAUCAGGCUCCUGUUCAUUGUCCAUGGAGCAGCUGCAGAUUGUAUACUUGAUGACAUCACAAGUUUGAGAGUUAGCAGCCUGUUGUCACCCCCAGGGCGUCCAAUACUGACAAAUUGUCAUGCCCCUCGGUGUGAGAUAUUAUAUCACCCAUAUGUGGCAGUACUUGACGCUGGGGGCAACUGACGUUGUAUAAAGCAUGAGAUAGUCCAUGUAGGGUGGGAAGGGUAGAGAUAGGUCAAACUAAAUUGGACUUUCAUCCAGAAGACCACAGCUCGUGUCCCGUGUGAAAUCAAGUCAAUGUUGCUUAAACAUAACGUUAUGCAAUUUACGUACAUUCGUCACACAAUGAUGAAACAAACAUACUUAUUUUAAACCAAAACAUAUUUUUUCCUACUCAUAACCAAGUACUUUAGUUGUCUAUACCUAACCAUGACUUUCACAACAUUCAUUAGGUGUUACAAUGCCUUUAGCUGUGCGUCACAUAGAUUCGCUAAAGGAUCAUGACAAAGCGUCGGAAUUGGACGACCUGGGAAUAAGAACGGGUUUGACUUACUUCUCUUGUUUUUGGCUUUGAGACAGAGAGAGUAGCUCAUGUUCACAAAUAUUGAUUGAACUUUCCAAGGCCAAAGAAAUAACGUAAUUUAGGUAGUGUUCCCCUUUAGAUUGAACUAUCCUGUUAACUCUAAGUAACAGAGCACAGUGUACACAUAAACAUACCCAUCUCUAAUGUUUGGCUUCAAGUCCGGAGGAGACUUUAUUUCUUAAAUUGCUGCAGCUCUGGUUAAAUCAUGUUUUCUCUCCUUCAUGGUUACACAGAAAAUUGGAGAAUGGAGGGGAAAAACUGCAUCUGAACAUGUGUCGCAUUUAUUUUAUUGAUGAAAUCUUACCUUGGCAGGUCAGCGAAGAGUAAAUUCUAAAACGACAAAAUAGAUGGCCUGGCAUUUCAGUGGCUUUCACCCCAUUUACCAUUGCUGCCUUUGCUUGCUUGUGUUCAAUUAAGUGGAGGUUACAAACAUACCUGGUUAUCAGCCUCGUUUCACUUGUCUCACAGCCAGCCGUCAGCGCCAGAGACACAUUAUUGCUCUUUCUGGCUCAUAUUAACUGAAACACCUGCCCAGACCUUUGUUUGGCAUUAACAGGCCGAGACCAAAUGAUCAAAUAUGACCUUCCAUUGACUGUACAGGAAUUGCACAUCCCAAUAGGGAUAUGGACAAAAGCCAUGUCUGCGAGAGGCGCUGCCAGGGGCGUAAGCUAAUGCUUGGUCUCUCAAAGUGUGAACAUUAUUCCUAAUUCUUUUCAGUCUGCCUCCAAGGUCACCAUCUGCUGUCCUCUCUUUCUCUAACAACGAAAACUGAAUGAAUGGGAGCCACGAAAGGUGGACCAAUUUGUUUCCAAGACCACUGUAACAGCUCUCGGAGAAGGCUGGUGUUCUGUUUAGCAAAAAUAAACAUGGAUUUUUAUCUAUGAGGUUAUUAAGUCCAAGGCCCGCACACUCGUCCCCCCUCCACUCGCCUGUGGUCGUGAUUAUUGUUCUGCCUCACCAUUGACACUCAAUUACAUCGUGAUCUUCCUGGAAUAGAAGCCGCUCAAUCUGUAAAUUUCUGUUUCUAGAGUGUUGAGUGAGCGCGCUGCAAACCAAUUGGUUGAGUAAACAGCUCUAGUGUCUCAAAUACAGAGACUGCAAAUGAUUUAUUGUCGUCUCCUCUACAUUGCUUGCAGAUGAAAGGAGUGAAAUAGCCGAUGUAACGCUGUGUCAUACUACAUGUCAGGGUGCAAGCGAGUUUUACCAGAAUCAGAAAUAGUUUAUACUUUAUUGAUCCCCGAGGGGAAAUUAUUUAUGUUACAGGUGCUUCUUGCAAGAGAGGAAAGAUACGUGAAAAUAUAAGAAGUUUAAACAAUAGUACCAGUACAACCUAUUAAGCAAUCAAUGAAGCUUGAUGCAGUUAUUGCAUCAAAAAUACAGUUUUCCCCACCUCACAUCAUUUUUACCAUUCCAAGAGUUAGUAUUGUCUUUAUUCCUCCCAUAACAUGUUUUAGGAAUGCCUUUUCAGCAGCAAAUUUAAAUGAAACUGGUCAUUGCUAUGCUAGCUAAUUGCAUUUGCCAUAGUCCAAGCUAGCUUUGUUCUCUCAAUGGUCAGCUGCACCGAAAAUAGUAAAUUGCACAAAUUUGGAUGUCAGGUUUGCCUAAGUUAAAAUAUGGAAAACUCUGCAUGGAUUUUGUUUGAUUCGUAGCUCAGAUUCCAGUGAAACAAAUCAGCAAGAGUGCUGAAAAUACGAACAGGUUGAGUUAGCAUUUUAGCACUUCUGGUUCCCUUACCUCAAAGUUUAUAGUGUUUUUUGAACGGGGUUUUGGUUGGAUGCCUGAAAUAAGGUCUGUGGUUAGCACCAGCUUAAGAGACUUUUACGCUUUUUUCUACGACAUAAAAUACAAUAGUAAAUACUUGUAAAUUUUGAGGCCUUUAAGUGUCUCAAAAAACUAACAGGCUAGCUAGCCAACAAGUAGCUAAAUGAGACUACAGAGCAUCACCAUGCUAAACCAUGCAGUACAGCCUCGUUGUGGUGGCGAUGUUGAAAUUGUAGUCCAUUUAUAGCCUUACGUUAACUUUUUACUUUUAGCAAUUGAAUUUAUGCUUCAAAAAGUGGCAUUCAUUUAAGGAGCUUAUCUUGCUGAACAAACAUUUUGUUUGACACAGAGCUUACUUUCUGCAGUAAUACAAAAUCCAAUGGAAAAAUCCCAUUGGCAUUUUGUCAAGGGAACCAGGAGGACGCUAACUUCCAAGCUAGCCUACAAUUAAAUGUCAUCCUUGCACCACUGGUUGCAAAUGUUGUCCAAAUGUUCAAUGUAUUAAAUUGGGGUUGACAAAUUAUACAAAUGCCAAAAUAACUAAAAUGCAUGAAGAUGGAUAGAUAUACAGAUACAGAUAUUAUUUAAGUGAAGCUUGAGGGUAUGCAAGAGUAGGUGGUCUCUUUCAGGUGCACAUGCUUGGGCUUCAGUAACUCUAAGUGAUCCACAGAGGCAAUUUGAAGCGGUCCCCAUGACUCACUGUUGGAAUCUUUUCCACUCACUGCAUCACAGUACUGUAAAAGGCUUUCCCUUUCUGACAGCUUCCCACCAGCCAGCUAAAGACAUUUACAAAACUGAUACACAGGGGGAAAAAGUGGAUAUUUAUAAAUGGCCAUCUUUUUUACACACUGGAUCAAAACUAUUUCUGUUCUCUAGAUGGCCAUGGACACGGUCUACAUUAGGAUGACGGGUCGAUUGCUUCAUAUGAACAAAACAUUUUCUAGGUUUUCACUGGAGUAUUUAAGAUGUAUGUAUGGGUGCUUCACAUGAGGCAGAGUAACUUCACAUUCCAGUUCUCCAAUUCGACCAAAAUGAUUCCUCGACAAGCCCCAGUAUUUGUGUGUAGCAGAAAAUUCAAGAGAAUUGCCUGGUAGAGCUUGAAAUCUGGUUCUUUGUGUACUUUACAGCAAAAUCCCAAACUUAAAUUGCAGCCUAAUGUCUCCUUGGGGCACCCAUACUGAAUUUGUAUGUGCAUAAAACUGCUAGAUAGAGAUGAGGAUUGUGUCUCUACCUUAAGUAGUAGACCAGGUUGACCUCCUCUCUGUCUUUGUAUCUAUUUGCUUUUAUUGUAAUUGUUCCAGAAUCAUUUCCAUGUUUAUUUUGUGUCUUAUUACAACCUAGGCGAUGUGAUAACACAAUUGUUGCAUUGCCCUGGCAGCCAUUUUUACAUCUCUCUCAGAACUGUCUCUUCUCAUGCGAGUCGGAGGUUUUGCGGUCGUCGGGCUUUGAAAAUUUGUUCUUGUUGCAUUUUUGUGAAAUCUCGCACUGGGCUGGGCCUAAUCAACUGUUUUUAUUGUUGUUGUGUCAAGAGGACUAUUUCUGUAUACAGUAUGUGAAAAUGUUUUUAUUUUUCUCUUGACUAUUAUAAUGGGUUUUAACCUGUGGAAAAAAAACAAACAAAGGAAAAAGCUCAAAAAGAGAUGAGACCAAAUAAAAUGUAACACUCCUGA